This is a messenger RNA of Musca domestica (house fly), 1953 nucleotides long. RefSeq names its product glucose dehydrogenase [FAD, quinone]-like. Gene Ontology annotation, molecular function: oxidoreductase activity, acting on CH-OH group of donors; flavin adenine dinucleotide binding. NCBI's taxonomy places the organism in Eukaryota, Metazoa, Arthropoda, Insecta, Diptera, Muscidae. The transcript has 2 exons. The record is from RefSeq and is a predicted model, not a curated record. Bases 66 to 1940 code for a protein of 624 amino acids.
AACACUCCUCAAUUGAACUUGUUUGCGGGUCGAGACGGUUGUCAAUCGAAAAAAAGAAACUUGCAAUGCUUUGGCUAAGAGCAUUUCGUAAUGUUGCGAUAUUGUGCUGUGUGCUGCUGGAUACAAAGCCAUGUUUGGUCACGGCGGAUAUUUUACAACAAAUAGCCCAAAUUGGACUAACAAAUACGCUGGAGCAAAACCUCAGGCCAACAGUUCCCAAAGACAAUGAUGUAUUCGAUUUCAUUGUGGUCGGUGGUGGAACGGCCGGCUGUGUGUUGGCCAAUCGUUUGUCCGAGAAUCCCAACUGGAGUGUGGCCCUGCUUGAAGCCGGUGGUACGGAGAAUAUUAUCAAUGUCAUACCCGCCAUGGCGGCCUAUUUACAGGUCACGGCCACAACAUGGAAUUUUCCAGCAGUUCCGCAAAAAGAUUCCUGCAAGGGUAUGUUCAACAAUGUGUGCUUCCAUCCCAGGGGACGUAUCCUGGGCGGAACUAGCAGCAUAAAUUUCAUGAUUUUUAUACGUGGCAAUCGUCGAGAUUUUGAUAGUUGGGCAGCGGCCGGCAACACCGGUUGGUCUUAUGAUGAGGUGUUACCCUAUUUCAGGAAAAUGGAAAAUGCCGUGCUGGAUGGCUUGGAACAGACGCAAUAUCGCAAUCGUUCGGGACCCUUAAAUGUGGAACAUGUCAAGUAUCGCACACCAAGUGCACAUGCCUUUGUGCGGGGCUCAGAGGAGGCAGGUUUGCCUCAAACCGAUUACAAUGGAGCCUCCCAAAUCGGUGUGGCCUAUGUCCAGGCCUCCACGCGCCAGGGGAGAAGGCAUAGCGCCUAUCGGGCCUACAUAGAACCGAUUAUGUUUAGGCGCAAGAAUUUGAAAAUUUUCACCUAUUCUAGGGUUACAAAGGUUCUCAUCGACCCGGCAACCAAGGCAGCCUAUGGAGUGGAGUUUUUAUAUCGCAAACGUCUGUUUCAAUUCAAGGCCCGCAAAGAGGUUAUACUCUCGGCCGGUUCGUUUAUAUCACCCCAACUGCUAAUGCUGUCGGGUAUUGGUCCAGCUGAUAAUCUCAACCGAAUUGGUGUGGAUAUCCUACAAGAACUGCCGGUGGGAGUGCGCAUGUAUGAACAUGUCUCUCACUUUGGACCCACCUUCAUUACGAACACCAGCCGCCAAUGGAUAUCCACAAAUUUGGUUGCCACUCUGCCAAAUGGUUUGGCAUUUCUGGCCGGACGACCAGAUACCCCAAUCUCAUCAUUGGCCGGUGUGGAAGCCUUGGCAUUUCUAAAGGCCCCAUUUUCACCUCUACCCCCAGAUUGGCCAGAUGUGGAGUUGAUAUUUGCCAGCGGCAGCCUGGCCUCGGAUCAGGGUACAGCCCUCAAACCGGGGGCCAAUUUCAAAAAUGAAAUCUACGACCAAAUGUAUCGUCAAUUGGAGAAUCAGGAUCAUUAUACGAUCCUUGUAAUGCCCUAUCAUCCCAAAUCUGUAGGACGUUUGUGGUUGAAGGACAAAAACCCCCUGGCCAGGCCAAUGAUAGAUCCCAAUUAUUUUGCCGUUGCCGAAGAUGUGGAAUAUAUGCUGCAUGGCAUCAAGGAAUCCAUACGGAUCGCCCAGAGUCCAGCCUUGCAGAAAAUUGGCGCCCAACUGCUAAGGGCCCCAGUGCCGGGAUGUGAGUCGUUGGAGUUUGCCUCCGAUGAUUAUUGGCGUUGUUCGAUACGUACCCUUACCUAUACGCUGCAUCAUCAGGUGGCCACAACGCGCAUGGGCCCGGCCACAGAUCCUACGGCUGUGGUCAGCCCCCAGCUGAAGGUACAUGGUGUACGAAAGUUAAGGGUUGUGGAUGGUGGCAUCAUUCCCUCGCCACCCACCGCCCAUACAAAUGCUGUGAUUUUCAUGAUUGCUGAGAAAGCGGCGGAUAUGAUACGCGGCGAAUGGGAGGAGGGGAAAUAAAUAAAAGGCUGAA